UACAACGUUAGUUUACAAUGACCUCUAAAUCGUCAAGUAGAGGUGACUAUAUAUGUCGAGUACGAUACAGAAACCAGCUACCAUCGAUACCUUUUCCACCAAAACUACUUACUAGUCAACCUCUUGUUGCACGGAAUGCUCAAUAUACAACUAACAGCUUGAUUGAACAAACCCCCCAUCUUUUGAAUUUGGAUUCUUCUUCUGGUAUUCCUUUUGACAAGUUAUUAGUGGAUUAUUUGGAUAUGAUGGAAACGAACCCAGAUGUUGUAAGAAUGAAUGCCAAUGUUUCAGAUGUUGAUAAAUUAUUAAUGACACCACCACGAGAUGAAAAGGAACUUAAUAAACAAGGACGAAAACCCAAUGUGACCUGGUUACGACGCUCAGAAUACAUUGCGUCUACGGAACGAAAACAAAAACAAGCCAAUGUACCAGAAAUUCGCUCCAAGCUUAGUCAACAGGAUAUGGAAGCUCAUACUUAUCGAACACAUCAAAGUCAAAUGGAGGGAGUGGAUGCGACAUUUAUUCGACAUGAUUUAACUACACUGCGCCAUCCAAGGACGAAGAAACGAGCCAAGAAAUUAACACCUAUAUUACCGGAUAUGACUUGUUGGGAGAAUGUGUACACGAUUGGACAGUUUCCUUCGGAUCCUGCUGACAAUCAUCGACUGAAUAAACGUCAACGCCUGGAUGCAUCAUCAAAACAACCUAGUGAAUUGGAUGCUGCCGACCGUGGUAUCUUGCGCCCUAUUUCGAAUCCACAUGAUCCAAAUGACAGUUAUUUGAUUUGGUUCUUGCCUGAUGAAGACAGCUCCAACGUAUUGAAACAACAAAAGACUGACCCUCAACAAGUGCUAGACAAACCUCUCAACUUUGAAGCUGUUCGAGACUACACAUAUCGAAAUGACAAUGCACCUGGACAUCAAAAUCUAUUAUUGGUUUUACAACAUGAUGAACAGCAGCAACCUGUUAUGUUAUACAGUCUUGUGAAGAGCAAAUUGGUGGCUCAGAAGAAACGUGCUUUGGCUCCACAAUAUAGAUAUAUGAAUGACUAUGAAAAACCCAACGUACUUAGUGUGACAUACCAAUAGUCUUUAUUUUUUUUUUUUUUUUGGUAGAAAUACAAAGAUUCAUGAAUG
Molecule: messenger RNA, 1136 nt
Organism: Halteromyces radiatus
Lineage: Eukaryota; Fungi; Mucoromycota; Mucoromycetes; Mucorales; Cunninghamellaceae
Product: RNA polymerase II-associated
Exons: 3
Coding region: 18-1088 (356 amino acids)
Biological process (GO): transcription elongation by RNA polymerase II
Cellular component (GO): Cdc73/Paf1 complex
Molecular function (GO): chromatin binding; RNA polymerase II complex binding
Source: RefSeq, a predicted model, not a curated record